AUGCUCCGCACGAAAUCCAACCCCGCUGCUAGGACAAGGACAGGAAGAGCUCAUCCCAAGACCGACCCGCUGUGUACUCGUAAUCUCGGCAUGGUUACACGGCAGUACGAGGACUCGAAGACGGAAUUCCCAAUGCCUAACCCGGUCCCGUGCCCGGACGAAGUCAAGAUGCAGAUGGAUAAGCUACGGCUUCAAUGGGAUGUGCGGGUGUAUAAGAGGUUAGGCGUGGAUGCGGUGUUAGGUAGCUGGAAUAAUAUACCCUGA
Molecule: messenger RNA, 264 nt
Organism: Pseudogymnoascus destructans
Lineage: Eukaryota; Fungi; Ascomycota; Leotiomycetes; Thelebolales; Thelebolaceae
Exons: 2
Coding region: 1-264 (87 amino acids)
Source: RefSeq, a predicted model, not a curated record